ACGCGCCAAGUCCCCGACCCCAACCCCCAACACAGCUCGCGCGUCCAUAAAUUUGGAUCCGCCGCCGACGCCUCUCCCUGCCUCCGGCGCGCCCCCCUCCUCCUCCCCUCCUCGCCUCAAACCCUAGCCCGCCCAUGGCGUCGCCGCCGCUCCCCGGCUCUUCCUCCUUCUACUCAAGCGAGGGCGAGCUCGCCUGCUUCCCGUACCCGUCGUUCGAAUGGGGGGGAGCCGGCCGCCGCGUCUCUCCGUACCACCCGCCGCCGCCGCAAACCCUAGCCCAUGACGUCGCCGCCGCCUCCCUCCUGACCCCUCGCGCGUCACCCACCUCGCCUCCGCCCAUCGCGUCGCCGCCGCCUCCUCCCGAGCCCGCGCCCGGCUUUUCCUUCUGCCCGACCGACAGCGAGCUCGUCUCCUUCUACCUCCGCCCAAGAAUCUCCGGCCAGCCCCUCCCGGACGCCACCAAGCAGUUCUUCCACGAGGCAGACGUAUACGCCACAGAUCCGGCCUCCCUCGUCUCCGGCCGCCUGCCAGGCCCGGCGAGGGCUCAAGGCGAGAGCAAGAACUGGUACUUCUUCAGCCUCGUGAAGCCCAGGAGCGCCCAGGACGUCCGCAAGUGCCGGAUCGUCGGAGGAGGCAAAGGCACAUGGAAACAAGAGCGAGGGAAUGACGUCGUCGGCGCCGAGGGCCACGCCGUCGGGCGCUUGGAGAAGUUCACCUACACGCCCAGUCCCAAGGAAGACAAGAAGCCGCCGGAGUGGCUCAUGAUGGAAUUCAGCGUUGGCCAAGAAGACGGCGGCGAGCCGAGGCCGGUUCUUUGCCUCUGCAAGAUCUACCAGAGCCCGCGGUUCCUCAAGUUCGCCUCCAAGAACUCGGUGUCCGCGCGCAAGAGGAAGACGCCGGACGACGGCCCUCGUCUUUCCCCGCCAUCUCUGCACGCGUCUGCGCCCAAGAAGAGCAAGGCCCCCAUGGACGAAUCACCCGCAGCCAGACGGCAGCUCCUGUUUCCGUCGUUGCCCCCUCCAUCAAAUCUGCCGUCGCCCGUCCCUUCGCCCCCUCCUUCCGCGCCAAAUCCCGUGGUGGAACUGGAAGACGACUUCUUGGCGAAGAUUCUUGCGGACCCAGAGAUGAACUGGUCCUGGGAAGAGCUAUCUGCGCCCUUGCCCUGCUCAAUGACGGCAGUGGCACCGGCCCUGCUGGGAUCCUGCCAUGGAAGUCAGUGCGCUUAACAGAGUUCUUGCAUACAACGGCCAUCUCUGAAGAUGUUCACCUCCGGCCUCUCUACUGCUUCAGUCAUUCAAGAUCUCAUCAUACCACUUCGGCUAAGUCACUUAGUUAAACUAGUCACAACCUUUACUGUUACGCUUACUUUGCUUGCUAAAAGCAAACCAUAAGCAUUUUACUCUAUAUCAUAUACUCUACGGCAUCAUGGCUCAGUUUUGGGAGCAAUAUAUCAUGCCAAAUUUUGUAGCUUCUCACCCGAUGGCAGUUACGAGUUACUUUUGACU
Messenger RNA from Triticum urartu, 1505 nucleotides. RefSeq lists its product as uncharacterized. The record is from RefSeq and is a predicted model, not a curated record. Lineage: Eukaryota; Viridiplantae; Streptophyta; Magnoliopsida; Poales; Poaceae. Gene Ontology annotation, molecular function: DNA binding. Gene Ontology annotation, biological process: regulation of DNA-templated transcription.